Myxocyprinus asiaticus (Chinese sucker) is the source of this 4700-nucleotide messenger RNA. It is a transcript of the gene cds1, whose product is annotated as CDP-diacylglycerol synthase (phosphatidate cytidylyltransferase) 1. Gene Ontology annotation, cellular component: endoplasmic reticulum membrane. The record is from RefSeq and is a predicted model, not a curated record. The transcript is spliced from 13 exons. Gene Ontology annotation, molecular function: phosphatidate cytidylyltransferase activity. NCBI's taxonomy places the organism in Eukaryota, Metazoa, Chordata, Actinopteri, Cypriniformes, Catostomidae. The coding region runs from base 236 to 1594 and encodes 452 amino acids.
AGAGAGAAAGAGGUUGGUCUCUCAAUGACUGCACUAACAAAACAGCAGCGCAGAUCUGCGGGCAUAAACAAAUGCACGCAGGCUGUCUGUCCCUCACCUGACGCGCGAGACACUUUGAUGAUCGCUAUCGUUGAAAUUAACCGGAUUAACGAGACCGACCGCAACCCCGCUUUGCUGCUUUCUAACGCGGACCUCCGACGACAUCUAUGUAUUAUUUAAACUGAAAUAGCCGAAAAUGACGGAGCUGAGAAGGCGAGGAGGAGGAGACCCUGACAGCACAGAAAACAUCAGUGACAAGGAGGCAGAUGGAGAUGACAGGCUUGGCUUUCCCGGUGAGGGGGAAGGAGACAUGGAGGGCGACUCCAAAGCAGACACACCGGACGUGCCACCUUCCACAGAUAGCACUCCAGAGUGUCUCAACAAAGCCCUGGAGGGCUUGUCAUCUAGAUGGAAGAACUGGUGGAUAAGAGGUAUAUUGUCAAUGACGAUGAUAGUUGGCUUUUUCCUCAUCAUCUAUUUGGGACCUAUUAUGCUUAUUUUUGUGGUCAUGAGUGUUCAGAUCAAAUGUUUUCAUGAAAUUAUCACUAUUGGCUACAGAGUUUACCAUUCCUAUGAUUUGCCGUGGUUUCGAACUCUCAGCUGGUACUUCUUGAUUUGUGUGAACUACUUCUUUUAUGGAGAGACAGUGGCUGAUUAUUUCGGUGUGCUCGUCCAAAGGGAGGAACCUUUGCAGUUCCUCGUGCGUUAUCAUCGUUUCAUUUCUUUUGCACUGUAUUUGGCAGGUUUCUGCAUGUUUGUACUGAGUUUAGUGAAGAAACAUUACCGCCUGCAGUUUUAUAUGUUUGCUUGGACCCAUGUGACCUUGUUGAUUGUGGUGACUCAGUCACAUCUGGUCAUUCAAAACCUGUUUGAGGGAAUGAUCUGGUUUAUUGUUCCAAUAUCUACUGUCAUCUGUAAUGACAUCAUGGCCUACCUGUUUGGCUUCUUCUUUGGAAGAACACCGUUGAUUAAGCUCUCCCCAAAAAAGACCUGGGAAGGAUUUAUUGGAGGAUUUUUUGCAACGGUGGUCUUCAGCUUCUUUUUUGCGUACUUGCUAUCCCAGUACCAGUACUUUGUUUGUCCAGUGGAAUACAACAGCGAGACAAACCGCUUUGCAGUGGAGUGUGAGCCCUCAAAUCUGUUUGUAAUGCAGGAAUACACACUGCCUGCAGUGGUGCAGAAUGUGGUCAGAUGGAAAACCGUGAACCUUUACCCAUUUCAGAUCCACAGUAUUGCACUCUCUUCAUUCGCUUCUCUUAUUGGACCAUUUGGUGGAUUCUUUGCUAGCGGCUUCAAACGUGCUUUCAAAAUCAAAGACUUUGCAAACACCAUCCCUGGUCAUGGUGGGAUAAUGGAUCGCUUUGACUGUCAGUAUCUGAUGGCCACGUUUGUUCAUGUUUACAUAGCAAGUUUUAUCAGGGGGCCAAACCCCAGUAAGGUCUUACAGCAGUUGCUGGCCCUGCAACCAGAGCAGCAACUCAGCAUCUUCAACACGCUGCACAACCACUUGCGAGAAAAGGGCAUGCUGCCCCCUGCUGUGGAGGAGGCCCAAUGACGGAAACCUCCACCAUAGCAAACAUCACCAGAUGUUGAACUCUUGAAGCAUUCACCCAUGACUGUGAUUGCACUUGCACACUCCCAAUUAACUCUACACUGACUGCAAUAAUAGAGAGUGAGGUCUGCUACAAAACUUUCACUUUCAACCCAUUGAAAACUCACCAAAUGCAAGAGUAAAAUGACCACAAGGGGGAGGUGUGGUUCUCUAAUGUUAGAAACAAAAUAUCUGAGGUCUUCCAAUCAAGGAACAUGCUAAAGAAAAGAGCAAAGCACAUGGUAAGUGAAUGUAUAACACUGUCCAGAACGGGUCUUUAAUGGAGUGACAUUGUUGUAUGGGUUCUGAGAGUGAUUCUGGCCUAAUUAAGGAGUGUGAGAUUUCAAGUGGAAGUGCUUUGUGACUGCAAUAACUCAUGGUGGUGACUUUGGAUUUUUGAGAUGCCAUAAUUCUUAUGGUUAACAUUAAAUGUGAGCUUAAUUUAUAACAGGUGUCCUAAACUCAGACCAUUCAAAACAACAAGUCUGAAACAGAAGCAUGUUCUCAAGUCCUACUGUUACUGCUGAAAAUAGCCAUGUUUUCUUUUCACUUCCACAUUGAGUGUCUUUGUGUGAGUGUUAGAAUAACAAUAGCAGUGGAUAAGGUGUCCACUGCAUACUCACUUGUGUACAUAUAUCUUGAGUUAUUGUAAAUAGAUAUGAUAUACUAGAUCAUGAAUAAAUAGAUUAUACAUAUAUUUAAAAAUAUAAAGCUUAUUGAAUUCUAUAAAAUAUAGAGUUAUGAAUAUGACAUGCAAAAAGACCUAGACUUGUUUUAUUGACUCAAAUCCAGCAUGAUUAAACCUCUCUAGGGGUGGAGAAUAACUUGAGUGGGUGGUCUUUCGGGGAGAAACACAACAGCCUUUUUGAGAAAGAUGAUCUUUGAAUAAUUUGCUGUUUUUCCUCUACUUGACCAUCCGAUUUAAGCCCUAUUCAGAUGGGAUUAGUUUUAUAUGGGGACAGGGAGUAGGCUACUGUGCAAAUCGUUUUUUUUUUUUUUUUAGGGAGUGCACGUUCCCAUGCUGGUUUUACCUACUAUAAAACACCCUGUAAAAAUAACCCCUGGUAAUAUUAAUCCCAUCCUAAUAGGGAGUUGCACUGUAGCUACAUGCCUCCAUAGGCUCAGUUUUAACUCUUUUAAAUUUGCUGUUCAGGUUUUAUCUACAACACUGGUGCUUUUAAGUAGAUAUCUGAUAUUUAAUCAAAUUCAAACAUGCUCUUAGAUUCACAGGAAUUUAAUAAGUAGAUGUUUAUGUGCAUUUUAUUUUUUGCUUUGUCCUUUCUGCAAUGUUUUGUUUAGCUUCUCUUAAAAUAGUCUUUUUAAAACUAUGGAUUUUCAUGUUCAUUUAAAUGGGCUGAAAUACUUCUGAAUUGUUUAGCAAACAAAUCUUCAAAUGUAUACCAAAGCACUGUCUAAAUUUGUUGUAUAAACACCCUUACUAAUGUCACAUUUACUUCACACUAAGAUAUACAUUGUCAAAUGCUAAAACCUAAAGAACGAAAUCCAGCAACAUGGUAAUCAACAAUUGAAAUUAGGUUUCCAUGGCAAUUAAAGGCACUUUUAAAAAAACAGAAGUAUAAUAUUACUCUUGACAGUUUCACCCUGCUAAAACAAGUUUCUAGUGAAACUAUUUCCCCUAAGUGGAUUUAUAAUAAACUGUGUCCAUUACUUUUGCCCAAAUUACACAUCAGGAGUGUAAUUCGGGACCAGUAGUGUGUAUUGUAAUACAUAAAAGUCAUUGUAGGGUACAACGGGGCUAAAGGCUCCGCAGGGUAAAAGGCUCCAUUGAUUUUAUUUUCUCCCAAAACACUAAAUAGUGCCAAAAACUACCAUAGCACUUUCUUAAAUGCCUGUUUGUCACUAUGCACUGCACUGCAAAAAAAAAAAAAAAAAAAAGAUUCUUUGCGUGUAAUGUCUAAAUUUUGAUUUUGAGGCAAUUGGAUCUAAUUUUUAUAAUUUUUUUCAAUGUUGCAAAUUUAUGUAGCUAAUGAAUAUCCCUGAAGUGAACACAUUUCUUUUGAGACAAAAUAAUAAUUUAAUAAUAAUAUUUUAAAAUAAAUAAUAUUUUGUUUAAGUUCAUUAAAUCAAAACAUUUUCAACAAAUGUCCAAUAAAUGUAAGGAUAGUGUUUGGGGUAACAACCCCCAUGUUGCAGGGGCUAAAGGCCCCUAUUAAACACAUUGUUUUUCUUAAGUGGGCGGAAUAGAUUUAAGAAAAAUGUUCAAGGUGGGGUCACAUUGACUCAUCUGAUAAUAAUAGAGAUUAGUUUGUUUAUAAAAUACUUGAUAUGUAAUACAAUGUCAAAUGUGUUGAAAUUAACAGGAAAUGGUUGACUUUUUUCUGAAGUAGUCGUUUUGAGUAAGCAUCAUAAUUUGUUAAUUAAAGCAUUUUGCUGUCUCAAAAUGAUUUGCAUUAGUUGACAAAUUGUACCCUAUAACUAUAGCCCCAGUAUCUACACGAUAUCACUUUAAACCCCCUAGGGGCCUUUUACCCCAUGUGAAAUUUCCUUAAGGGGUGCCUAUAGCCCCAUUGUACCCUAAGACCCCUUACCUUAUUCAUUCCUGUCUGCAAUAGGUUUACAUGUUCCUUUCCUCUACAUCCACUGCCCUGUAGACUUUAAGAUUGCUCAACCAGCUUUAUCACAGACAUUUUGCAGCCAUGUAAGAAUGUUGUAUGUCUAGUAAUCUAAAACCUAUCAGACCAAAAAGAGAACACACCUCCUCUGCCAGGUGUCUAUAGCUUGUUUUGUGGCUGUCACAGUUGUAAUACCAAUUUAGUUUAAGAGCUGCUGUACGAUUUAAGUUGUUACCCAAUGUUUAAUAUUGUGCAACGUUGUAUUGUUGAGAUGUUUAACAGCAAAUGAGUUUCAAAUUAUUUACUUAGCACGAUUUGUGUUAUUCAUUGUUUUAAAUUGAUAACUUUUCAAUAGUAAAUAUUCACCAGAAGAAAUGGUGUACAAAGUAACAAAUUAUGGGCAAUACUGGGGAAAAAGCAAACAGUAUAAGCUAUUAUUGUUAUUAUUAUUAUUUCAGUGCUACAUUUGGUGAAUAAACUCUUCACUUUUGACCUAU